Cavia porcellus (domestic guinea pig) is the source of this 11148-nucleotide messenger RNA. It is a transcript of the gene CUNH13orf46, whose product is annotated as chromosome unknown C13orf46 homolog. The transcript has 9 exons. NCBI's taxonomy places the organism in Eukaryota, Metazoa, Chordata, Mammalia, Rodentia, Caviidae. Bases 2167 to 3009 code for a protein of 280 amino acids. The record is from RefSeq and is a predicted model, not a curated record.
UGUCACCUGCCCAACAAUUGACCUGAGUCUGGCAGACACAGCUAUUUGUGGGGCUCUGGGGCCCACAGUCAGCUCAGCAAGAAUGGGAACAUAGAUGUAUGUGCAGUGCCAAGCCUAGGGUCAUGGCCUUGAGCACAGAGAGAACAGGGCACCCAAGGGCACAGGGUGCUGCUCUCUGCCCUGGGAGCAGAGAGUGAAGGGCUCCAGGUAGAUACCAUGGCUGGCUGGACACCCAACAGAUGGUCCUCACUUCCUUAUUCUUCUUUGUCUCCAUUUGGCUUUCAUUUUUUAGCUCUUUCUUUUUAAUUGUGCAGUAAAGUAGCUCUCUCAGAAGAAGACUCUAGGGGUUCAGAUGUUUCAUGGGGGGAUCCUGCAUCUAGGACUCUGGCAAAAAGACAGAGGCUCCUGGUCAGCCCUGUACCCACAGGAGGGUGUGGAGGGGCAGAAAGGUGUGCCCUGCGUCUCAGGUCACUUGUCUGCUGGAUGAACUCUAGCUAGGGUGGGGAGUACCAGUGCCCCGGCCAAUCUGGUCAACCAGAGGUGAGUAUCCAUGGCAGGGCUAGGCAGGGCUGGGGACUCGUGAUAACUUGUGCAUGCUAAUCAGAGGCAGACUAGCAGGUCAGUAAACAGGAAGGUUGCCUUGAGGGUAGGUGGGAAGGGACAAAGUCCUGGAGGACACAAGGCCGAAAGCCCAAGUCAGGUUGGGCCAUGGUUGGAUUUUGUGGAGCACCAGUCUGGGCACUCUUCUCCAGAUGGCUGUUGGAGAGGUGAGGUGGCCUCCACACACCUCCUAACUUGCUUCUGGGCAUCAUCUAAGAGUGCAGAUUGGAGUGAGAACUGCACCAAGCCCCAGGACACACACCUACAGGUCCCCUGGGGUGGCAGGACAGCCCCAAACCGUCACCAUGCCUGCAGAAACAUUAUUCAAGUCCCAGGUAGCACUGUUGGAAGCUGCUGUGACCCUUUUCUCCCUAAAGUGGGGCUGAGCCCAGGUGCUUGGAGGAAGACCAGGGCAGGAGGACAUUAGUUUCACUCCUUACAUCCUUUCCUCCCUAUGGUGUUCUUUGCCAGUAAUCCUUUCUCUGUUCAGCCUGGAAACCUGCUUUCCUUACGAGUUCUUGCAUCAUAUACAACCUACACUGACUCCACCUGCUUCCUCCUAUUCCCCUAGCCUAGGUCCAUUGAAUUCUUAGGCCAUAGUCUUGGAUGACUGCUGGAUAGGGUACCAGGCAGGCUGGGGCAUGGGCUGAGUUACGGCCCCCAAAUUCAGGCUGAAGUCCCAACAUCCAGGCCUCAAGAGUGUGACAGCAUUUGGAAACAAGGACUUUUGGCAAGAGACGAAGGUGAAAGGGGUCAUGAGACAACCUUAAAUCAUCACUACAGGGUCCUUUUGUUAUGAGAAAAUUGAGUCAAAAGUAGCAAGGAGCUCAGAAGGAAAUUUUAUGAAUUCCAGAGGACCGCAGAAGAGUAAUCUUCAAAGUCUGAUGCACUGAUUAUAGAGGGUUUUUCUUUUUAUAGGGUAGCAAACAGAAGUAACAAAACUAGGUAAGCUUUUAGCUGAAGGUUAUGGUCUAAUGGGUAUCUAUCUUGUGGUGAACAGAACUGCGUGUAGUAAAGUUUUUAGCACAUUUAGAGAAGUCUUACUUUGAUAACAAAUCGUGAUUUAGCCAAGUUUAGUAGCAGAGAACAGAGUGGCUACAAUUAGGUCAGGACUUGUGCUUGGCUUUCAGAGAGUGAUCAGGACUUGGCCCCAGGGACACACAGAGAGCACAGUAUCCACUGCGCACUCCGGAAGGGCUUUGACAGAGCCAACCCUGCUGUGCCUAGACCUCAGCUUCAGCCUCGAGGGCUGGGCCGCUGGCUGUGGUCCUGCACACUGUUCCCACCCCAGCUCCAGUCUUGCUCUGGAAAGCCCCCUGUUGUGCCAGUUCUGACCCACGCCCACCAUCUUGGAACCUCGUAACCCUGCUUCUGGAAGGAAAGAAGAAAACCUGAAUUUUCCAGGAAGAGACAAGCAGGAGCACCGGGCCUGGGCUGGACCCCUCAUUCCAUCCCUUUUCUAGUGGAGAAAACGAAAAGCGCCGAAUGAAAAAGGGACAGGCAAGUCACCAACCUGGCCUGCAGGGAAGGCUGUGCUGGCCAGCUAAACUUUGACCUCUGACCGCAAUGAUGUCACAGCAGGUCCCUGGCAACACUGGGCUGCUUCCCUGGAGAAGAGGGCACAGCCAGGUUGCCAGCUAUGGCCUCGGAUUGAGGCAGCCCUCUGUUAUGAUGGAGAAGGACCCUGCCACACACAGGAGGCACCGGCCUGGCCCUGGGGCCCUGCCCUCAGGCACGGCCCCUGGGCUCAUCAAAUCAGCCAGCGAGGGACCCGAACUCCAGAGGAGCAGGAGUGUAGGUGGCCUGCUGCAGAAGGGGGAUCCCCCGAGCCGCCCCAGGAGGCCACGCAGGGAGCUGGAGUCUGAAGACCAGGGCCAUGACCCAAGGAGUGACACAGACGUCGCCAAUGGUCAGGCAGACCAAGAGGAAGACAGGAAGGAGAAGAAUCAGGAUGCCCAGGGAACCCUGGACCCUAACAGUGAGAAACUGGAGCCAGAGACUGAGAGGAGGGAUGCAGAGGCCAGCACCAAAGAGGAGAAGGAAGGUGCAAGCUCAUGCUCCAGGGAGGUCAAGGAGGAGCAGGAGCUGGAGCCUGUGAAGUUGGUCAGCCUUUUGGAAAAAGAGAAAACAUCUGCAUUUGUGGAGAUUGACCUGGGAGAUCACACUGAGGAGGUGAUCGCCUGUGCCAUGAGAGAGGAUAUGCAGGCCUACAUGGAUGCAGGGGACCUGUCAGAAGAUGAGAUAAAGACCAGCUGGGUGUGCUGCAUCCCAUACACCACCAGGAGGAAGGCCAAGCGCAGCAUGGCGGCCCUGGAGAAGAGCUCACCUGGACAGUUUGCUUUGACGUUGGAAGGCACUGACCAGUCUGGCAAUCAGGUAGGCCAGUGCCCAGUGGGAAUCCCGCCCUGAGACAGCUUCCUGAGCAGGCCCACAGUCCUAGGAACCAGCCAAGAUCGGAAUGCAGCCUGGCCUUCACCUGCCACAGACUUUAACCCUUAGCUAUCCCUCAGUAAAGACAGACUGGAAAGUGAAUGCACCAUGGCUUUGGUUGCGACCAGACUCUCUGAUGCCCACAGGCUGCUGCUGAAGGCAGGCUAGCAGCCAACGCAACCAUGGUCCAUUACACAGACCCCUCUACCUCCAGCCAGCCUGGGUUCGACUCUGACCUGAGAGAAUUCCCAUGUGACUUCCACCCAGCAGGGAGUAAGGUGGACACAGGGGCUUUGGGAGAACAGGCGCAGCAGGAGGCAUUCAGGAUGCCCUAUAGGCCAAGUGUCGUGUCGUCUCAGAGGUUUCAGGGCCACCAGCCAGACAUGUGGCACAGGAAGAGAGGGUCCCUGGCCUCAGGCCCAGAGUCCUGGGAAGAGACAGUGUGGCAUGCUGGCUGCCUUGCAGGCCCAGAUUGGGGUGACCUCUGGGCCUCCCCUUCCACUAUACAAGCCUCAGCUAUGGUGGUGUGGGGGUGGGUUCCAACCUCCUCUGGGAAAGAUCCUAUGAAGGAGGGGAAGUCAGAUAUCCUGAGGGAGCUGCAAGACGUUGAUUCAGACAGGCUGUGGUGUCCACAAGGAUGGACAACUCCACAUUAUGGAUGAGAAAAUACUGCAGCCCACAGGCAUGAAAGCAGGCACCAGGCUCAGAAAUGGUGAGCACUGAGGCCAUUCCUGUCUCCUGCGCUGGGCUAUCUUCAUGGCAUCUGGACACCUCACUGCCCACUCAGUGGGUAAAGAGCAACCACAGUAAGCCUCAGUCAUUCCUCAGAGAAGUCCCAAGGCCCAGGGCUGGAUGAGAGCUCCAUCUUGGGACCCCUCUUAGCAGGUUCUGUGGUCCCCUUGUCCACCAAAUCUGGCCUCAUCACCAAGGAGGGCCCUGUCCUAUACACAAGGUCCUGCCUCCUGUUCAUGGAUACUAUACCCCAGCCAAGGACCCUGCCCUGACUCAUGGACCCUGUCCCAUAGCCCUGACCCCAUCCAAGGGCCCUCCCCUAACCAGGACCCUAACUCAAGCCAAGGACCUUUCCACAACUCAAGGGCUCUGUCCGAUACCCUAAGAUCCCGCCCUGAUCCAAGGACCCUGUCCCCCAUCCCAAGACCCUGCCCUAACGAAGGACUCUGUCCAGCUAAGGAUCCUGUCUCCUAGCCAAUGACCCUUUUACAUUACAAGGACCCUACCCCUUAGCCAAUUAUUUUGUCCCCCCAUCCAAGGACCCAAUCUUCUACCCAUGAGUCCUGCCCUACACUACCCCCGUUCCCUCUCCUAAGAGCCCCAUCCCCCAGUCUACAGGCUCUAUCUCCUGUACCCAGGUCAGGGAUACCCCUGAGCCCAUCUAUAAGGCCCCUGAAAUGGUGUCUUCUAUUCCUGCUACCAUCUUUUAUUCUUGAGAGUGACAGUCAUACAUCUCCAUCCAUAGAUCUUCAUUUGUGGUCUUAACCUAAACUGAGGCUGCUGAGAUUUGGUGAGAUUUGUGACCUCCUGGGCAGAAUGGAUGUGGGGAGCCUCUGUCUGGCCCCCAGGAUGUUAAUUCACCACCCCAGCCCCACCCCAGGUAUAGCUUCAGGCUGAAGACUCAUUCCCCUUGCGAACAGGCAUAGGGAGGAACACAGGGAGCUCCCAAGGAACAGGUCAGGCCCAGGCAGGCCGGAUCUCCCUCAGAAUCUUCCUCAGAAUCCUCCCCAUCUUCCUGGUACUGGGUCCCCUUACAACUGAACAGCAGGGAACCCAGGAGCAGGAAGGCAGAUUCCAGGAACAGUGCCAGGACCUGGUGUGUGGGGAGAUGCAGGUGGGCCUGUGGCCCUGCCCUGUCGGUGCCCACAGUGUCCGCCUCCUGCUCUAGGCUGAGUAUGGCCUGUGUUUGGCAAGGGUUGGUGCAGUGUCCUAAGUAACUAGGAAAUGUGAUCUUACAGAGCUGGGGUGGGAGGGAGUCUUGUUUCUCAGCCCCAGCUCUGAGUCAUGCGUGCUCAAAACCACGUGUGCCCUGGCGGCUCGUGCCAUUACCCAGAAAUGUGUGUCCUAGGACCAGUGCCCUGUACUCACGUAUCCUCUCCAGGACUAACAUCAUCCACACACUGAGCUGUGACCCUGACAGGCAAUGGAUGGCGUCUUCCCCAGUUCCCCAGUGCCAGCAGGGAGCCUGGAGCCACCACCUUGCUGUGGGCCUCCAGAGACUAGUCCUUCUGUCUUCUUGGCCAGGUGUAGGAUUCUGCAGCCCAGCAGGUGAGCACAGGGACCCCUGCACCCCCUUACAUUCCACACAAUGAUCUAAUCCCCAUUGGACUACCUAGCCCUGCUCUGCAAACUCAGCCCUGUGUGGGAAAUGGCGACCCACGCAGGCAUAGUAUGAAAAGUGAUUUAUUAGCAUGGGUGCUGCCCAGACAGUGAGGAGCCAGUGUAGCUCAGUGUGCAGUGCUGCUGUGAACUGCAGGCACUCCCAGAAGCCAAAGGAGUGAGGCACUGGGUCUAAGGUACUGGGGGCCUGUUCUUGGGGAGAGGUUGACAGGGAAGACCUCGCCCAGUCCCCACCAAGCUGCUCCACCCACUCAAGUCCUCCAGUCAGAGUCCUGUCUUGCCUGCAGACGCUGAAGAACCCAGACCUCCUAUCAGGACAGGCCUUGGGAUCUCCUAGUAUUUCUCACUUGAAUAAAGGCACAGACACAUCAUGGUGCUGCAGAAACACCAUCAGUCAGGAAACCCAGGACCAGGUGCCUAACCUGGCGGCACAGGGUACGGCCCAGUUUCUGUGGGCCUUUGAUUCCUCUGCAGUGCUUCACUCUGUUCAUGACAAACUUGGGCACCUCAAAGCUGCACAGUGCUCAUGGGAGAAUCUGUUCUCCCGCAGAGCUUGAGUACCAUGAGAGACAACCUGGGUGCUAUUCUUCCCACCAUAGCAUUCAGGCUUGCUGACCAGCUCACAUGACUUUGCUCCAGAGUCCGUGGUGACAUUCAUUGUGAUAGGCCCUGUGCAACUCGGCCUGAUUCUAUGGCUGUGACCUAUAAAGUUGUUUUCAGCCAAUAUCUGGUCCUGCUGGCACUGUGAGGCACAUGGCUAUUUCCUUCCCUUUCAAAUUGGCAGAGCCCACUCAGAGUAUUCACCAACGACCCGAGGAAAGGAAAGGGACAUCAACACAGUUCCAGUGUGGGAUGCUGCCAUCCGGCCAGCCUGAAGUGCAGGACACAGUUUACCCCAAACAGCAGUUGCUGUGGGCAACAGGAAGCCAGUAGCUCCCAGCCUGGCUGCUACCGAGAAGUCAGAAGACCACACCAUUGUCUUCCACACAGUACUGGGGAGGGGACAGGGGUUCAGGAAGAGCAAGAUGGCUCUGCUGGCCAGGCCACCCUGGCUGUGUGCCUCGGACUGCAGCCAGUCUCUCCAGCAGGGGCCAGAGGCCAAACUGUGAUGAGUUAAAUAGCAACUGCCAAAUUCGCUCCUAGGAAAACAAUGGGCAGGGCCAAAGCCUCUGGCUCCUGUGUUCCUGAAUGUGGCUUUCAGAGCUGUUUUCUCCUUUCUUCUGAGCAGCUGGGACCUUGGGGAUAGAGGUAUCACAAAGCCAUGACAUCAGCACACAUGACACCAGGGAGACCAGACUCUGAUGCAGAGAUCAGGAAGGAUGGGCCCUUUGCUCCACAGGCAAGGAGAGAAGCCCUGGGGACUCCAAUCACAUUAGAAGCAUAGAAAGGCUGUCCAAAGGGACCCAUGAGCAGGGAACAGUGGGAGGACGUAUCCCUCCAAAGGAAUUACAGGUCUAGGGCUGUGAAAGACAAGGUGGUCCACAGGAGACUCAACCAGGCCCAAGGAAGCAGGAUUGGACAGAGACAGCCAGGGCAGCACAGGACAGGGAGGUCUAUGGCAUGGCCAAAUUGGAAGUGGUGGGUCAGUUGUUGUAUGUGAUAGGUUCAGAGCAAGGCAGGUUAUGGCUGAGUGCUGAGGAUCUACCAGGGUUGAGAGCCUUGCAUACAAGAUGGGAACAAGGCACUUUUUCCUGAGCACAGGCAUGUGGAGUCCUGAUUUCUCCCUGAGGACCAUAGGAAGGAUAAUCAUGUGUGGCCUGACAUCUAUACCAGCCAUUCAGAAGGGACAUUGGUUUCCACAGGUGACCUCAGGAACCAGAGAAAUUAUGGAGUGGGAAGUGAGAAAUAUCCAUUACUCUUGUCAAAGGCUGGGCAUUUUGUGUACUAUGUUUGAAUUAAAUUAUGGCUACAACUCAGAAACAUUGACCACACCCAGCAUUGAGGAGGAAAAAUGGAGCAGGAAAACUGUGUCGGAGUACUGCCUGUGCAGAGCAGGUAACCAUGGGGAAUAGACAGGCUUCCUUGCCACACUGGAGCAUGUUCCUCUGCUGGUUCUUCCCACCAUAGCCAAGACCCAGAGGUAGCUGCCGCCCGUCACCAGGUUAGCAGUGAGUGACUUACCACAGAUCUGCCCAACAGCUCUGAGACAUUCACUGUGUGGAUGAGCAGGGUGAGAGACCACCGGUCCACUUCUCUCCAACUCAGAGCCUGCAAUGUCUCCAGAGUGAUGGAGAAGCCAGUGCUGCCCAGGAGAAGAGACGUGUCACCAUGACCACAGCCACGGCUAGUGGCUGUGUCUGUAAGUCAGGGCAUGUUGAACUGCACAUCUUAUACAUUUAAAGCUUAUUUUGAACAUUACUGAGAAAAGCUGAAAAGUAGACCCUCAGAAACACAGGCAGCCAUGGACAGUGGAAAUGAGGGUGAGCGCUGGCCAGGACCCCUCAAUAUGGCACCACACUGAGAACCAAUGGCCUUGCUACUCCGACUAAGGGUGCAGUCUGCGUCCUGGGAGAGUCUAGAUGAGCGCUGACAGGUUAGCGGCUGGCCUCUGACUCACAACAGCCCUGCAGCGGAGCGGCCCCCACCCAAAGCCCAGGCCUGUGGGGAGGCUCUUCCUAGGACCUGGAUUCCUGGGCCCCAUGCCCCACAGAGAGCAGGGGCUAACUCACCCCCUGUCUCUAACCCGAUAGUAUGGCAAAACUGCAGAAAGAAGCCGAGCCUGCAAAAACAUCCCCUCUGAAACUUUCUUUCCGAGAGCUGCAGUAGGGGCCAUACUUCGCAAGAGCAAAGAAGGAGGAGCUGCUGGGGUAGAAGGGAGCCUUGGAUGCUUGAAAGUUUGGUCUGCACCAGAGGGAAGGUGCCUAGCCAGUGACAAGGGCCACCAAGACCUGAGCAAGCCCUUUGAAAGGCACAGGAUGGAGUUGCAUCUUUAGUGACACUACCCCUCUCCCACAUAGCUCUCCUGGUCCAUCCUACACACUUUGUGUACCAUUGGUCCCAAACCCUUUUAGGCUGACCUAUGUGCCAGAGGUGAGCCCAGGAUCCAGGUGACUCCGAAGCUGUCACCACCCCAGGCCUCUGGAGUGGCACCAGAGUUAUCAGGUACAGUGAAGUCAAGGUGGUCCUGCUGGAUGUGAUGGUUAUGUUGUCCCCAAGUGAGGCAAGUAGAUGGCGUUGCUGCCAGGAACUCAGGGUUUGGUGACAGAAGAGGCUUUCAGCCUCAGGUCCACAUAACAGAGGCCACAGGGCAACCACAAUUGCUGUGCUCGCUGGACAGAAGGAGGGCAGCCCUUCCUUGGGCAUUAAGGCUGUGUCCCUGGUGACAGCAUGCCUAGAACACAGCUCCCCUAGUGCUGGUUAGAGGACAGGAACCCAGGUUGGUAGCAACUCUGACCUCCUCACUGGGUAUGGAGGUGGGGAGGCAUCAGUCCAUGGGUGCUGCAGGUCUUGGCUGGGGUGCAGAACAUGGCGCUCUCUGCCCUUGGCCAGACCCAGCCCCCAGAGGAAUCAACGUGGGAUCACCCUAACAGUGAGUGGCUUCCUGGUAGCUGGCCCUCUCCCAUCAGGCCACAAGAAGACAUAGUGACUGGAGACCAGAUGCUCACCAUCUCUGGGUGCUCACUGACACUGCAAGCAGAGCAGGGGGUACAAGGUGGUGAAAACCCUCCUGAGGAAGCCAGCUCACCUAGGGGCUGUGCAGAGGACAGGGCCCCUGUGCAGACAGUGCAGAGGACACGAUGCUCCUCUCCAUUUGGGCAGAUGGGGAAACUGGAGCUAGAAGCCAGCAGAAAACUGCCACCAACAGUGAUAAAUACCCUAGGGCCUGGCCCUUGGCUGCCUGCAGGACCAGAGGCAGCUGCAUCAGGAGCUCUGCCUGCUCCCUCUCUCUCUGCUUCCCUCUCCCUCUCAGGGUUUUUCGGGCAGCACCGUCCCUCCUCUUUCACCCAGGAGCUGGACAGCCUCCAGCCUCAGUGUCCAGGGUCCAUGGGCUCUGAGGUGAGCAGGCCAAAGCAGGGCUUCUCCCCUAGCCUGGGCCACAGCCCCAGCAUGAGCCAGCGCAGCCCCCAUUCCUCUGGCAAUACCGUCUGUAUCCACAGAAGUGGCCCCGUCUGCUUUGGACCCUGCACACAGGCCAUAAAAAUAAGAUCCCUGGCCUCACGCAUCAGGAAUGUAGCCUCCUGCUCCAUGGUCAGCUCUCGGUCUCCACACCAUCAGGGAAAGGACCCCUUGUUCCUAGCUCAUCCUGGAAUCCACACGAGAAAUAGUCAUCACUUAAAUGGAUAAACAAAAAUCCAAUUUCCCUUUUAAAUACUUUGGUUCUUUUUUAGAGUUAACAUUUCAAAACAUCUGGAGGAACAUGGUGUUUUCUCUUCCAAGAACCUCCAUGGAGUUUUGUGGGUUACCACAGAGUCUGGGGCACAUUUUUUUCCCUAGCAGCCUGGGUCUGGGCUUCAUCCCUCAGACGACAGCCCUUCUCUCAUGACGUGGAUUUCAGGAGACUCUGGGAAGGUGGUGCAUGGUGUCAAUGGAUGUGGGAGGAGAGCAAUUUGGGCUACCCAGAGCCCACAGGGCCACCAGAGGCACAUCAGGGUCCCUAGGGGUUGGGCCUGGGAACCCAGCAGAAUGGGUCAGGAUGGAGGCUUCUGAAUCGCAAUUGCUGAUCCUCCUGUCUCUUGAAGCAAGAUCACCCCAUGUGUGUGCAGUGUGGGCACCCUGCUGCAUGGCAUCCAUGAACAGUAAAGUAUGUGGAAAAGGCAGAGCCCUGCAUAGAAGAUGAUGGUGUCCUUCAAAGUACCUCAUAGCCUCAGUGAGCCAGAGGAUGGACAGGGAAAGCAGGCCAGGGCCCUGAUCUAGGAAAGAAGGAGGGUGGAGAAAAAGGAACCGGCAGAUGAGUAACUGCAGAGGCUAAACCCUACAGGGUCAUGUCCCAUCCCAGAGGCCAAGUCUUUGCUGAAGUUCUGACUAGGGACAGUAGCCACACACACACACACCCACAUACACGAGGACCAGGCUGCCAGGCCUGCUGUGGGGGUCGGGGCCAGAGCUCCCCACGGCUCCUAGCCUCAGCCCUCUAUGCUCUCCAUGAUAUGUGUCCUCCUGCUGAAGGGGCAUUGGGGCCAGAGGUGGCACGAAGCACAUGCAUCCCCGUGGAGUAAGUUGGGUGCUCUUCAGGGUCCUGGAAAUGGAUGGGAGAGGGAAGGCCUUCCACAACUUGAGAGCACACUUGGGGAAGACACAUGAACAUUGGGUUCACUGAUAGAAACCAUGUGAGAAACCACCACUGCCUUGUGAAGACGGGGCUCAUAAAUGCACAGCUCCUUACAGACUUCCAGAGGGUGAAGUUCACUGAGGCAAGAGCUGCCUUCUGGCAAACAAUUUAGCCACGCUUGGUGCAGGCACAGUGCUGAACAACUGCAGCAAAGUCCAGUCUAGCAUGCAUUCUAUUCUCCAGAGAACAGCUCAUGCCCUUUGAGUCACGGCUCGUCCACCAUCCUGAGUCACGGCAGCCACCAGUCUGUCUCUGUGGGCUUGUCCGUUCUGGAUGUUAUAUACGAGAGGAAUCAUUGUGUCUGGCUUGCUCCAGGGACCACAGUGUUUCCAAGGUGCAUCUAUGUGAUAACAUGGGUCAGCACCCCAGUGCUCUUGCAGGUGAAUGAAGUGCCAUUGUACCACAUGGCCCAGUGUAUUCAUCUGCAACGGACAUUUGGCUGUUCCACCCUUUGGCUGUUACACAUAGUGAAGCAAUAAACAAAUAUUUGCAUUUGA